AUGGAUGGAUUUACAGAGUCUUUGAACGAACCUAAGGUUUCAAAACGGAAUAGACCUGGUUCACCAGACAGUUCACAUUCGAGAUCUUCCUCUCUAUCCAAGAACUCAUUGCAGGACCGCCUAUUUACAAAGCUCCUACAGCAAGUGAUCCCGACAGACGAUGAGGAUGAAACCGAUUCAUUGGGAGACAAGGCUUUGGCCUCUCCCAAGAAACCGGCCUUCAGUCUGCCUGUAAUGGCAAAUAAUUUCCGCCGCUUCAAUGCAAGAAUCGGUGUGGUAUUUCUGUUCCAGAGCCGCCUUGAGCAAUUAUUCACAUGGGAAACACCAACCCAUACUAUCUCUUUCCUUUUUGUCUACUCUUUCAUCUGCUUGGAACCUCAUCUACUUUUGGUUUUGCCUCUAGUGGUUCUCCUGCUCUUUAUUAUGGUGCCGGCCUUUGCAACCCGUCACCCACCACCUCCAAACACCUCGACAUCCAGCACGACUCCUUACUACUCCUUUGAUGGACCAGCCCUAGCACCAGCCACGACUAUUAAGCCAGCCCCAGAGACCUCCAAAGACUUUCUUCGGAAUAUGCGAGACCUGCAGAACUGCAUGGCUGAUUUCUCCGAUGCCCACGAUGCAGCUAUCAAUGUCGUUGCCCCACUGACGAAUUUCUCCAAUGAGAAGCUCUCGUCAACCUUAUUUCUUGGAUGCACAAUAGCCAUCGUGGUGUUGUUUAUCAGUGCACAUCUGCUGCCCCUCCAAAUUGUGGUGCUUGUCGGUGGCAACGCGUUGGUUCUCUCCAUCCACCCAACUGUGGGGCAAUUCCUCUCCGGUUUGAUGCAAGACAUGACUGGAGAUUCCAUGGACGCAGACUCAGAUGAGAACGGUCUCGCAUCAUCGGUCCCUGCAGAUCCAUCUGCAGCGAUGUCAGCCAUGGAAAAACUUGCAGAUAUCUCCUUGGACAUUUAUCCCGAGGAGCGCGAGGUGGAAAUUUUCGAGCUACAGCACCGGGCCGCAGGAACAUCAGAGUCUGGGUGGGAGAGCUUCCUUUUCAGCCACGCGCCAUAUGACCCGCUAUCACCAUCUCGCAUCGCCGGGGACCGACCCCGUGGAUGCCGAUUUUUUGAGGAUGUCCGUGCCCCACGUGGCUGGGCUUGGAAAAGCAAGAAGUGGGAACUCGACCUGGACUGCCGUGAAUGGGUGGUGGAGCGCAUGAUCACCAGUGUUGGGUUCGAGGUUCCAGGCGUGAAUGCCGAAGGCAACGCCAUUGUCGGAGAAGUUGGUGGUUGGGUUUGGGACUUGCCUCCGACUCGGCAGGAGUCAGAUGACGAUUUGACGUUAGCUUAUGGAGACCUGCCUGAGCUACCAUCCACUAAGGAAACUAAGACUAAGGAGAAGGAAAGGGGGAAGGGGAAAUUACGGGAUUGGGAGGAAGGGACCGCGUCCUACGGAGUGGGUGAAUGGAGGCGCCGACGAUGGGUUCGAGUGGUGCAACGCAUAAGCCUUCCGCCGGCGGGGGGUGUCACCUACUCGACGCUCAGUAGUAACAGCUAG
Penicillium coprophilum is the source of this 1539-nucleotide messenger RNA. RefSeq names its product PEX28-32 family peroxisomal membrane protein. The transcript is spliced from 3 exons. The coding region runs from base 1 to 1539 and encodes 512 amino acids. NCBI's taxonomy places the organism in Eukaryota, Fungi, Ascomycota, Eurotiomycetes, Eurotiales, Aspergillaceae. Gene Ontology annotation, biological process: peroxisome organization. Gene Ontology annotation, cellular component: peroxisomal membrane. The record is from RefSeq and is a predicted model, not a curated record.